AUGGCGGCGAGUUCACGUCCUGCUUCUGCUUCUCAGGAGGAGUUCACUCCUCCCGGAACGUUUCUCCUGGUAAAAGGUACGGUUUUCUGGCUGUUGGCUCACGAUGCAUUUAUUCCUGACAGCUGUAAAGAAAGCGAACAUGAUGGCAUUGUCUCUGCUGAAAGGGUCGUCGUAUUGGACCCUGUGCCAUCGGCAGAUCCCAACGAGCCGUUGAAUUGGAGUAUAAAGCGGAAGGCUGUCAAUCUCACUCUUGCUCUCACAGUGACCUGCCUCAUCUUCACUGCUUUAUCGGUACAGGUCCUCUUCUGGCAAUAUAUGGUCGUGGAUAUGCCCGUGAACUACAACCAGCUGAAUUGGGCCGUAUCUGCGAACAAUGCCGGUCUCGCAGUUGGUUGUAUGUUCUUCGUUCCUAUGGCGCGAAAAUAUGGCCGUCGACCGACGUACCUCAUCUCAACUGCCUUGAUGCUUGCCACGUCGUUCUGGUCCGCGGAGAUGAAGUCGGUUUGGGAGCUCUAUGUGACCAAUGUCAUUCAGGGUUUAGCCGGUGCUACAAACGAAGCCAUUGUCCAGAUUACAAUCAGUGAUUUGUUCUUUGUCCAUCAACGAGGAACCAUGAACGGCCUAUACAUGACUAUGAUGAUGACAGGGAGCUUUCUCACCCCGAUGGCAGCCGGCACCCAGGCUACGAACCAGAGUUGGAGAUGGUCAUACCGUACCAUGGGGAUUAUCAAUGCUAUAGUCUUGCUGCUCUUCAUUUUUUUCUACGAAGAAACAAAGUAUAUUCCUGUUAUUGACGGUAUCAACACUGCACCUAGCAAUGCAGAUACCUUUGAUGACAGACCGAGGAAUGAUACAAAGAAGGCAACCAAGGAUAGUACUACCGAGCUGUCCGGGCAGCCACCUGCCAAGUUCCAGCCGACAACGGAACAACGCGAGCUGGAUUUAAGCAUUCCUAUGAAUCCUUUGAAAAAAAGAUUCGCCUUAUUCACCCCAUCCCCGGUGCCAGUUUGGCCAUUUGUUUACCGACCAUUCAUCAUCCUCUUGAUGUUCCCUGCCGUGCUCUUUACUGGCAUGCAGUAUGCCUGCGGCGUGGCGUGGUUGACCAUCAUGGUUAGCAUUCAGUCGAUGGUCUAUGCAUAUCCACCUUAUAAUAUGAGUGCAGAGAAAAUAGGUUUCCUCGGUGUUGCACCUUUCAUUGGCAGUCUGGUUGGUGUUGUGUACGGUGGCUAUUUUGGCGAUAGGUCCAUUCUAUACUACGCUCGGAAGAACCGUGGAUACUACGAGCCUGAAAUGCGCUUGUAUAACCUGCACAUACCUGCACUUUGCCAGGCUGGGGGGCUAAUUAUGUUUGGAGCCUGUACCGACCGGGGCUUGCAUUGGAUCUGGCCCACAAUCGGCACCGGUAUCUUCGCAUUUGGCCUCGGUAGUAUUAGUGAUGCAGCCUUGACUCUAGUCAUCGACAGCUAUCGAGAGAUCACCGGAGAUGCUUUUACCGGAAUAGUAUUUCUUCGGAACGCUGUCAGUGUCGGGGUCCCCUUCGGAAUUACUCCCUGGAUGGAGCGGGAUGGUCUCACGAAUAUGUUCAUCAUAUGUGGUUUCAUCAGUCUCGCUGUGUCAUGCACGUAUAUCCCGUUGGCCAUCUACGGGAAACGCGUCAGGACGAAACUUGCAUCUCGAUAUUAUGGCAUGUGGGUGGGCUGA
Messenger RNA from Monascus purpureus, 1701 nucleotides. The record is from the annotation of a GenBank genome assembly. NCBI's taxonomy places the organism in Eukaryota, Fungi, Ascomycota, Eurotiomycetes, Eurotiales, Aspergillaceae.